Molecule: messenger RNA, 261 nt
Organism: Acanthocheilonema viteae
Lineage: Eukaryota; Metazoa; Nematoda; Chromadorea; Rhabditida; Onchocercidae
Source: the annotation of a GenBank genome assembly
AUGCAAAAGAUAUGGCUCUCAGGUGAUAAGAAAUUAUUACUGACAAAUACAGUGGUGACAUCCUCAUUACUCGGCAUAUCCGAUACAUUACAGCAGUGGAUUAGCGGUGAUUACAAUAGUUCUGAUCAAAACAAAUCGUUCAAUGUUACAAGGACAAGACUUGCACUACUGGAGGGUAAUUCGAUUGCCGAAGCUAUCGCUGAAUAUCGAAGAAAAUUCAUUCGAAUAUUUUUGGUUUGUCAUGCCAAUUUGAAUUGUUAA